Molecule: messenger RNA, 2060 nt
Organism: Apaloderma vittatum (bar-tailed trogon)
Lineage: Eukaryota; Metazoa; Chordata; Aves; Trogoniformes; Trogonidae
Gene: PUM2
Product: pumilio RNA-binding family member 2
Exons: 11
Biological process (GO): miRNA processing; regulation of mRNA stability
Cellular component (GO): cytoplasm; cytosol
Molecular function (GO): mRNA 3'-UTR binding
Source: RefSeq, a predicted model, not a curated record
GCUAUCAAGUACUAGCUCCCACUGCCUAUUACGAUCAGACUGGUGCCUUGGUAGUAGGCCCUGGAGCAAGAACUGGCCUUGGAGCACCAGUCAGAUUGGUGGCUUCAACUCCUGUUAUCAUCAGUUCUGCAGCAGCCCAAGCAGCUGCAGCUGCUUCAGCUGGAGGAACAGCAAACAAUCUCACGGGAGCCACGAACGGUCUGUUUCGGCCCCUUGGUGCCCAGCCACAACAACAGCAACAGCAAACAAAUAGUAGCCUCCAGUCCAAUUCAUUUUAUGGCAGUAACUCUUUGACCAAUAACUCCCAGAGCAGUUCCCUUUUUUCACAUGGUCCUGGCCAACCAGGCAGCACAUCUCUUGGCUUUGGAAGUAGCAGCUCUUUAGGAGCAGCUAUCGGCUCUGCGCUUGGUGGAUUUGGCUCAUCAGUUGGCAGUUCUGCAAGUAGUAGUGCCACAAGGAGAGAUUCUCUAUCUACUAGCUCUGACUUGUACAAAAGAUCUAGUAGCAGCCUAGCACCCAUAGGGCAGCCUUUUUACAAUAGUCUGGGAUUUUCCUCCUCUCCAAGUCCAAUAGGCAUGCCUCUGCCAAGCCAAACGCCAGGACAUUCACUUACGCCACCGCCAUCACUUUCAUCACAUGGAUCCUCAUCCAGUUUGCAUUUAGGAGGACUGACAAAUGGUAGUGGUCGCUAUAUUUCUGCAGCACCUGGAGCCGAAGCAAAGUAUCGCAGUGCAGCAAGUACCUCCAGUCUUUUUAGCUCCACCAGUCAGCUCUUCCCUCCUUCACGCCUUCGUUACAGUAGGUCUGAUAUUAUGCCUUCUGGACGUAGUCGGUUGCUGGAAGAUUUCCGAAACAAUCGUUUCCCUAAUCUUCAACUAAGAGACCUUGUUGGACAUAUUGUUGAAUUUUCCCAAGACCAGCAUGGUUCUAGGUUUAUACAGCAAAAGCUGGAGCGAGCUACUCCAGCUGAGCGCCAGAUGGUAUUUAAUGAGAUCCUGCAAGCGGCGUAUCAGUUGAUGACUGAUGUGUUUGGAAACUAUGUAAUACAGAAGUUCUUUGAGUUUGGAAGCCUGGAUCAAAAGUUAGCCCUAGCGACACGCAUCCGUGGUCACGUUCUGCCGUUAGCCCUGCAGAUGUACGGUUGUCGUGUUAUUCAGAAAGCACUUGAGUCAAUCUCACCUGACCAGCAGAAUGAAAUGGUGAAAGAGUUGGAUGGUCAUGUUCUGAAAUGUGUGAAAGAUCAAAACGGAAACCACGUCGUACAAAAAUGCAUCGAGUGUGUUCAGCCCCAGUCACUCCAGUUCAUCAUUGACGCAUUCAAAGGACAGGUAUUUGUACUUUCAACCCAUCCAUAUGGUUGUAGAGUAAUUCAGCGUAUUCUGGAACACUGCACUGCCGAGCAGACUCUGCCAAUCUUAGAAGAACUGCAUCAACACACGGAGCAGCUAGUGCAGGAUCAGUAUGGAAAUUACGUUAUUCAGCACGUACUGGAGCACGGUCGUCCGGAAGACAAGAGUAAAAUAGUUUCAGAAAUAAGAGGAAAAGUUCUAGCUCUGAGUCAGCACAAAUUUGCCAGCAAUGUGGUAGAAAAAUGUGUAACUCACGCUUCUCGUGCUGAAAGAGCUUUACUUAUCGAUGAGGUGUGUUGUCAGAACGAUGGUCCUCACAGUGCCUUAUACACCAUGAUGAAGGACCAGUACGCCAACUACGUUGUCCAGAAGAUGAUUGAUAUGGCUGAACCUGCUCAGCGGAAGAUAAUAAUGCACAAGAUUCGACCCCACAUCACGACUCUGCGUAAAUACACCUACGGCAAACACAUUCUGGCCAAGCUGGAGAAGUAUUACCUGAAGAACAGCGCUGAUCUGGGGCCAAUUGGCGGACCACCGAAUGGGAUGCUGUAAAAGACAAAAUGAAAUGGAAGGAAGCAAAAUUGGAAUUGUGAAUGAUCAAACCAUACAACUUAACUAUAAAUGUUCUGAUUUUUUUAAAUCUAUUUAUUGACUCUGUUCAUCCAUUUGUAAAAUUUUUAUUCUUGUGUAUAUUUUUGGGGAGCGAAUUAU